Ylistrum balloti is the source of this 1766-nucleotide messenger RNA. Its product is annotated as armadillo-like helical domain containing protein 1. NCBI's taxonomy places the organism in Eukaryota, Metazoa, Mollusca, Bivalvia, Pectinida, Pectinidae. The record is from RefSeq and is a predicted model, not a curated record. The coding region runs from base 129 to 1358 and encodes 409 amino acids. The transcript is spliced from 12 exons.
AAUGCAUAAAGGGAUUUAAUUAUUUGAGAUACAAUUUGUCCUCUUAAACUGAGCAGUAAGAAAACUCUCAGCUGCUCUACAAUUAAUUACGGCGAAUCUAGUGUUAGUUUCGUGACAAGAAUAUAACUAUGGGAUCAGCAAAACAACAGUCGGCUAUUUCAAAGGUAAUGAACCUUCUUCAAGAAUGGGACAAAGGAAGUAAAGUGGUGAGAGGAAGGAUUCUUAAAGACUUUAUUUCACAAAAUCAAAACAAGACUGGCCCUGAGCUGGAGCAAGAGUUUGCACAGGCUGCUAGUCUUUUCCUGGCGAGAUUGACAGCAUGGCUCCGACUAACAUAUAUGAUUGGUACCAGUUUGAAUGACCAGUUGAAGGCAAUAUCAAUAUUUCUAUCAGCUUCCAGUGGUCACAAGUUUAUGGCAGAGUUUCUUGAAGUUGGAGGAGUAUUAACAUUACUUGAGAUAAUUGGUUUAAAACAGGCCAAAGAAGCUGACAAACUAGAGGGCCUCAAAUGUCUGCAAGCCAUUGCUAACGCAGGGCGAAAAUACAAAGAACUCAUCUGUGAAAGUUAUGGUAUCCGAGCAGUGGCUGAAUGUUUGGCCAAGUCAAAGACGGAAGAAACCCAAGAUGCAUGUAGAAAUCUGCUGCUGAUGCUUGCUCAGGGAAAUCCUAAGUUUCAAACACAAGUCUACAAAGGGCUUAUUGCCCUUCUUCCCUGUAGUUCUCCCAAGGCUCAGCAGAUGGCAGCACAGUCACUACGAACUGUACAGCCGAUUGUUCAGACAGCCAAUGUCAGUAUAGUGGAACCACUUCUUAACCUGCUAAAGACAUUACAUCUGGAGGUCCAGUUUGAAGGAAUUGAGCUUAUCAAGGAGCUGAUGGCCUAUGAUGAGGUUGCAGAUUUGCUUCAAAAAGGUUUGGUGGGCCUGUUACACCCAUCCAAAGAGGACACCAUCCGCAGACCAGAGAUUCUUGAAGACCCUGACGUACCUAAGAUAAAUACCCCACUGCCAGUAUAUGUACAACAGGCUGCUGCAGCCAAGACUAUUGGAAUUCUGGAGAGGGAGUCAAAUGAAAUCGCAGAGAAGUUAAUACAGCUGAAAGUGACCCAUAAUUUGUUGUACGCCAUGGGGAACCAAGAUCAUGCCGACAGUCAGAGACAGGCCAGCAUGUCUUUGGAGUACCUGUGUCGAACAUUCCCAAUAGUUGAUGAGAAUGUUCGAGAAGCUAUGGGAGAAGCUUUGUACAAUCUCUUUAUGUCAAACCCAGAGUCAUUGUAUAUGAAUAUGACUCAUAUCCAGGCUGAUGUUCUGGUGUCCAACAAAGUCAAUAUUCCUAACGUGGUUGAAACCGUGGACUGAGUUUGGCUAUGGAAAAGUACUACUACUGUAAGACACAAAUUGAACAUGGGACGUUUGUGUUAACUCUGUCACUCCUGCAUUACUGGAAUACUGUGUAUGUUAUUCAGAGGACAACUGGACCCAUUUACCAGUAAUUCAGGGGAAUCUAUGUGGCACUAGUCCAAUUGCUUAUUUUGAACAUUUCAGUUUAAAAAUGUAUAAGAAGGAAACUGUAUGUAGAUGAGUUUCUGGAAAAGAGAAAUUUUCUCAUAAGGGUGAAACGGAAUGGAAAUUCAAUGAGUUAUUGGUUGUGUGCAAAUCUACCUGAUAUAUAAUAUUGUUCAGUUUUCCGAAGGGAUUAUUAGUGAUGUGUCAGAAUACAGAACUUCAUCCCUUGGUUACUGUACUCAACAGACUAUGGACACUAUA